This is a messenger RNA of Iphiclides podalirius (scarce swallowtail), 306 nucleotides long. NCBI's taxonomy places the organism in Eukaryota, Metazoa, Arthropoda, Insecta, Lepidoptera, Papilionidae. The record is from the annotation of a GenBank genome assembly.
AUGAAAAGUGAUAGAAGACCAAAAGCAACGCCUGCUAGUAUUGUUAUUGUGAAUUGUGGUAUUAUUGAAGUUGCUGUACAGGGUAAAAAGUUGGGUGUAAUAAAGAAACAUGCACUUUUGAAGACCAGUUCCUUGUGCAUAUCAAAAUAUAAUAUAUAUAGAAGAUUUAUUGAGAUUUUACGGAAAAACAUGAGUUUGCAAAUAAAGUUAGCUGAUGGCGAGCUGGAGUCAAUGAUGUUAAAAAUUUCAAGUUUGGCCGUAGCCUGCUCAUUCAACGCUUUCAUCUUCAUCGCCAUUGAAAUCCUG